Molecule: messenger RNA, 2343 nt
Organism: Xiphias gladius (swordfish)
Lineage: Eukaryota; Metazoa; Chordata; Actinopteri; Istiophoriformes; Xiphiidae
Gene: gdpd2
Product: glycerophosphodiester phosphodiesterase domain containing 2
Exons: 15
Coding region: 378-1979 (533 amino acids)
Biological process (GO): lipid metabolic process
Cellular component (GO): membrane
Molecular function (GO): glycerophosphodiester phosphodiesterase activity
Source: RefSeq, a predicted model, not a curated record
CACUUGAACAGUGUGACUUCACUCUCAGGCCAGUCUGUGCUCUACUCCCAAUACCCCAUGGUGUUGGCCAUUGUAAGUGCCUCCAGUGGCUAUACCCCCUUUGCACACAGACUCUACUGAGGAGGCUAUUCAGCAGGGAUUGCCUUAAUACCCAUAGAAACUCUUUUUAUCCCCCUGCCUCAUUUGCUUUCUGUCACAGUCGUCUUUUCUCCUUCUCUGCACUCCAUAAGUUUAGUGAGGUGAAUGAAAUCUCCUCAGUAUCCAGAGAAAGCGUUUUCCGGGCUCCCUCCGUCCUUCUUCAGGCUGCGUGUAUCAGGUGUCCAGAUUGCACAGAACAGGAUCUGCGCUUUCUACACUGUGCGCGAGGAGGAGAAGUGAUGUCUCAAGAAAAUAGCUGUUGCAGAGUUUGCAGCAGGGGCUUCUAUAGCUGCCACUGGAGGGACCCGAGUAAAAAAAAGAGAAAACAUGCAUGCUGCUGGUUCUCAGUUGUGUCUCUGGUCUCCCUGCUCUCUCUCUGCUGGAUGUACAUUUGUGUGGUUACUUAUAAUGACCGAGAGGAUGUUAACUGGCAGGGCUUCACAAAACUGAAACAGUGGGUGAACUGGUUCAUGGUGCUGAUCAUCAUUUCUGCAGUUUUAACCAGUUACUGCAUUCUGCUACUGCUCUUUGCACUAUUCCAAGUUGCCUUAGGAGAACAACUCGACUUACACUGGCUGCACAAGAUCUUCCUGUUUUUUGGUGUGAUUUUCAUUGCUUUCGGGGUCACAGGAAUCAGCCUUGAGUGGCAACAAGAAUGGCCAACUGUUCCUCUUUCACUCCAGGCCACAGCUCCUUUCUUGCAGUUUGGUGCUGUUGGAGCCUUGACGCCGCUGAGCUUGUUUGUCUUCCAGGGCUUCCACAGGGCCAAAAAUGGGUCUAAGGUCCUUAUUGCAGUGGUCUUUGUAGCGGUGUCAGCAGCCAUCUUCCUGUGUCCCCUGCUCAUCCAGUCUCCAUGUCUGAUAGAGCUAAGCGAGUUACCCAAAAAGCCAAAGCUCAUUGGCCACAGAGGCGCACCGAUGCUGGCUCCGGAGAAUACCAUGAUGUCGUUCAACAGGAGCAUCGCGUGCGGCGUGAAAGCCUUUGAGACCGACGUCCAGCUCAGUAAAGACAGAAUUCCCUUCUUGAUGCAUGACAAUGGGUCUGAGUUUUUGCUGAGAACGACAAACGUUAAGGAGAAGUUUCCCAACAAACACUUCAGCUACAGCGCCAACCUAACCUGGGAGGAGUUACAGAGCCUGAAUGCAGGUGAAUGGUUCCUAAAGACAGAUCCUUUCCGUUCAGCGUCCCAGCUCUCAGAGGAGGAGAAGGUAGCGGCGAGGAAUCAGACCAUACCCUCCUUACUUCAGCUCCUCAACCUCGCCAAGCAGCACAACAUCUCAGUGAUAUUUGACCUAUAUAGUCCCAACCAGGAAAGUGACACAGACGACACAGUCAGCACCAUCUUACGUUCCGGCAUCGACCCAAGCCUGAUCCUCUGGCUUCCUCCGGCGGAAAGAGAAAGUGUCAACUUGGCCGCUCCAGGUUUCAUCCAAGUCUAUAACACCGAAACAGAAAUGUUUGACAAAGGAGGAAACCACUUGAAUGUGAAAUACAACAAGCUGAGUACAGAAGAAAUCAGAAAACUUCAGAGGAAGAAUGUUACAGUUAACCUGUGGGUGGUUAAUGAGCGCUGGCUGUUUUCUCUGCUGUGGUGUGCAGGGGCCAGCUCUGUUACCACCAACUCCUGCCACCUCCUAAAGGACAUGGACCACCCUGACUGGGUGAUGGCAGAACUUAAAUACACAAUAAUAUGGAUUUUAGUGGACGUGUUAUCUUUUCUGAUAAUGACUGGGCUCUAUAUCUUUCAGAGGAAAACACACAGAAGAGGCACAGAGAAGCAAAAAAACAAUACUUCAUCCUGGAACGAGAAAGAACUGUCUCCCUUCUUACCCACUGGGUAAUCUGACUGACUUCAGCACCAGAUGUUUCAGCCCCGAAACUGAUGUACAUUCUUGUCUGCACUGCUGGAACCAUUUGGACCUGAAUCAGGAAGGAAGCAAGUUAAUGUGAAUUUCCAUACACUGUAUUCUGAAGCCAUGAAAGUUGCUUUUACAGAAAUUCUAUGAUGUGAAACAAAUAUGGGCACUAUACCGACAGAUGGGAGUUUGGUUUUUUAGUCUAGCUGGUUAACUGGGUUUAUCAUUCACAGGGUUUUGAUCAUUCUUCUGUUGCUGCUGAAAAUAUUAAGCUUUUUGUCUGAUUUUAUCACUGCAGAGUGCAAUGUAAAUCUGCACUGAAUUUCGCUCCUUGCACUUUAUGUCAUUG